Penaeus indicus is the source of this 1571-nucleotide messenger RNA. Its product is annotated as probable 4-coumarate--CoA ligase 3. The annotation marks the transcript as partial. The record is from RefSeq and is a predicted model, not a curated record. The transcript has 5 exons. Lineage: Eukaryota; Metazoa; Arthropoda; Malacostraca; Decapoda; Penaeidae. Gene Ontology annotation, molecular function: CoA-ligase activity.
CCUUCAGGAGACCACCAGGAGGUUCUGAUGGGCCUCCUCCCCUUCUUCCACAUCUACGGCAUGUGCGUGAUCAUGACCUCGGGCCUGUGCAGGGGAGCCAAGAUCGUCACGCUGCCCAAGUUCGAGCCUCAGAUCUACGCCAGCGUCCUCAAGAAGCAUAAGAUCUCGGUCCUCCACACGGUGCCGCCCCUCCUGCAGUUCGUCGCCGCCUCUCCUGCCGUGGCGCCGGAGGACCUGUCGAAUGUCCACACCGUCAUGUGUGGCGCGGCGCCCGUCCCUCCUGCCGCAGCCAUGGCGCUCAAGAAGAAGGUGGCGCGGCCGAUUUUCUUCCAGGAGGGCUUCGGUAUGACGGAAACCCUCUGUACGCACAUGACUCCUAAGGGCGAAGAAAAGCUGGGUUACUGUGGAAAACUCGUCCCUCACACCAAAGCCAAGAUCGUCGAUUUGGAAACAGGAGCUGCCUUGCCUCCGGGAGCUGAGGGCGAACUCUGCGUCCAUUCGCCUGCUCUGAUGGCCGGCUACCACAACAACCCCGAGGCGACGAGCGACUGCUUCGACGCCGAGGGAUGGUUCCACACCGGGGACGUGGCCGUUUGCGAUAACGAUGGCUACUUCUCUAUCGUCGAUCGCAUUAAGGAACUCAUUAAGGUCAAGGGACUGCAGGUGUCCCCCUCGGAGCUGGAGGACAUCCUCCUUCGGCACCCCGGAGUGGCCGACGUCGGGAUCACUGCUGUGGAGGACGAGCGCGCCGGAGAAGUCCCUCGCGCCUACGUCGUGCGCAGGAAUCAGGAUCUGAGCGAGAAGGACCUCCACUCCUUCCUCGGGAGUCGCGUGGCUCCUCACAAGCAGCUGGCAGGAGGGAUCAGGUUCGUGGCGGAGCUUCCCAAGAACCCAACCGGAAAGCUCCUUCGGCGCCAGCUGAAGAAAAUGGCGGACGGCGAGUAAUGACGUCAUAGAGGGGAGGAAGGAAGCGACUUGAAUACUAUAUUCUCACCAGAUCUGAUUACGUAUUACAAUUGCAUUUUCGAUAUAUGCAUAUAUAUAUAUAUAUAUAUAUAUAUAUAUAUAUAUAUAUAUAUAUAUAUAUAUACAUUGUAUACAUACAUAUAUUAUAUGUAUCUAUAUAUGUAUAAAUGCAUAUAUGUGUGUAUGUGUGUGUAAUAAAGGUAAAUAUUUUGUUUUACUUUAAAGCCAAUUUGUGUAGUUCCUCUGUCCCCUUUACAAAUCUAAAGGCACUGGCAGAUGGUUCUGCAUCGUAGCCACUUGUAUUUUCAGUAUUCCUAUGUAUUUGGUGAUAACAAAGGCAAAUGUAUCUGUUGAACUAUAGUCCUGCCCUUAAGUACUGGGUCAUCUGUCGCUAUUGUUUUGAUCGAAAGGUUUUGACAGUUGAUUAAACACUUAAGGCUUAUUUUAUGUAUGUAUUUUUUAAUAUUUUCCGUUUUCAUGUAUGAUUUCUUUUGACAAACUUCCUGCCAGACGGUUAUUUGGUAAGGAGGCGCAUGCUUAUGUAACCAAUGACCACACUCCAUGAACUUUGGAACAAGAUUAGUCAAUAAAAAUGUAGUUUUUUA